Molecule: messenger RNA, 18194 nt
Organism: Podarcis lilfordi (Lilford's wall lizard)
Lineage: Eukaryota; Metazoa; Chordata; Lepidosauria; Squamata; Lacertidae
Source: the annotation of a GenBank genome assembly
AUGUAUGUUGGAAAUCUGUCUGUUCUGCUGAUGAUUCUUAGCUGUGCCAGCCUAGGUAAGUAUAACUCAGUUUUUCCUCUCUUUAAACAAGUUUUAGCAAGCCACAUAUGUAUUUAUAUAUGUGUGUAUAUAUAUAUGUGUGUGUGUGUGUGUGUGUGUAUAUAUAUAUAUAUAUAUAUAUAGUAUAGAAGAUAAGUCACUGUUUCUGGAUCUUCAUAUAAAGCUCCCCAGAAACAUUUUGAGACGUUAAUUUAAAAACCAACUGUAAAUGCAAAGUGGUUACUCAGUAAUCUCACUGUUCUUCAGUGUAUUGGUUCUAUUAUUGGUAAAUGUCAUUUUCACUGAAAGCACACAUUUUUAUUUCUCAGGAAUUACAGUGUGGGGUGUGAUACUUAGAGCAGAAUCCUUGAAAUAAGUGGAUUUAAAUAACUUGAAGUCAAUGGGUUUCUCUGGGUAUGACUAACCUUUGAUACUGAAUUGUGUGUGCUUGUUCCUCCAACCACCCUGCAUAGUUCGAACUUUAUCUUUUAAAAACCUUGUAUCCCACCCUUUGUCCGAGGAUCUUCGGGACAGAGUUCAACAAUAUAUAAACCAAUAAAUAAAUAAACAAACAAACGAUGCAGUAAAAUAAAAUCUAUUUCCGUAAGCUAUCUACAUAAAGAUGCCCUAUGAAAAAGGCAAUGAUUAGAACAGUGUUUCCCAAAGUUGGGUCUCCUGCUGUUUUCGGACUACAGUUCCCAACAUCCCUGACCACUGGUCUUGCUAGCUAGGGGUGAUGGGAGUUGUAGUCCCUCUGGUGUGUUAGAGACCUCCUGGGCCUGGGCCUACCAGCUGGCCCUCCCAAACAGGUCUCAAGCCAUGGACAGGUUGAUAUAUGGAGAAGAGGGUCCCUCUGGUAUUUGGGUUUAGGGGGUUUAUUAGCAGUGGUAUUAGCAGUUAAGGGAGUUACAUGUCAGGGCCAAAACCUUGAACUGGGUUUGGUAGUUAACUGGCAGCUAGCACAGAUCUUUGAGGAUUGGUGCCAUGAAGACUUGAAACAUCAGACCCAACAUGACUCUGGUGGCUACAUUUUGCACUAGCUGCAAAUUUUGAACCCUCUUCAAGGGCAGCCCCUUGUAGAGUGCAUUGCAUUGCAGUAGCUAAACCGGAGGUUAUUUGAGUGUUGAUCACAGUAACCAGGCUACCCCUGUAAUUUGUGUACAUCAGUAGACCUGCUGUCCAUGCCUGCUGUCCCUCUCUUAUUGCACAUAAAUAGCCACGGCUAUCUUCCCAUCCUCCUCAGUUAGAAAACACUCUGAGGCCUCACUCAAGAGCUAUCUCUUUCCCCAGCUGUUCCUUAUCUGGCUCAUCCCCCAGCUACUAUUUAUCAACAGGCCCAGCUGUCCAGGGUCUGAUUCUUCAUGCAAGAAGGAAGCCCAGGGAGCAGUGGAUCGGUCCCUGGUGGUCCUUUGUAAAUGAUGAACCAGCCUUAUCUGGAAAGAGAGACUGCAUAGACUUCCAGGGACAAGGUGGAAUUUAGGUAAAAGAUAGCGGCAAAGGACCCCUGGACGGUAGAGUCCAGUCAAAGGCGACUAUGGGGUUGCGGUGCUCAUCUUGCUUUCAGGCUGAGGGAGCCGGUGUUUGUUCACAGACAGCUUUCCGGGUCAUGUGGCCAGCAAGACUAAACCGCUUCUGGCGCAACGGAACACCGUGACGGAAACCAGAGUGCAUGGAAACGCCGUUUACCUUCCUGCCACAGUGGUACCUAUUUAUCUACUUGCACUGGCAUGCUUUCAAACUGCUAGGUUGACAGGAGAUGGGACAGAGCAACAGGAGCUCACGCCGUCGCGGGGAUUUGAACCGCUGACCUUCUGAUUGGCAAGCCCAAGAGAGCCAGUGUGGUGUAGUGGUUAAGAGUGGUAGAUUUGUAAUCUGGGGAACCGGGUUUGCGUCUCCGCUCCUCCACAUGCAGCUGCUGGGUGACCUUGGGCUAGUCACACUUCUUUGAAGUCUCUCAGCCUCACUCACCUCACAGAGUGUUUGUUGUGGGGGAGGAAGGGAAAGGAGAAUGUUAGCCGCUUUGAGACUCCUUCGGGUAGUGAUAAAGCGGGAUAUCAAAUCCAAACUACUCUUCUUCUUCUUCUUCUUCUUCUUCUUCUUCUUCUUCUUCUUCUUCUUCUUCUUCUGUGGUUUAGAUCACAGUGCCACCUGCGUCCCUACCUGCACACUAUGAAGCUAUUCUUUCAGGGGAAGCAUCUAGAACAGGUCACCUUCUACCUAAUUCCUGGAUGUGGGUGCCACUGAUUCACAGCACCUCUGUCCUGUUGGAAUUUAGUUUCUGUUUAUUGGUCCUCAUCUAACCCAUUACAACCUCCAAAUACUGGUCAAGCACCUACACAGCUUCACCUCUCCCUGCUAACCAUAUCUUCCACACACUAGUGCAUUUCCCCCCCUUCCUUAGAAGCUUCAUGCUGCGUUGCACAAACAUGCAAGAUAUUGUGGAUCCUCUACAAACAAAAACAGGGGCAUGGACAGAGCUGCAUUGCCAUUGCCUUCUUGUUUUGUUUGAAUAGGGCCAGCACACUCCGUUUCCUGUCUCAAUAGUCAGGCCAAAGAGGUGGAACGACAGUCUUGUGUUUCAUGAAGCUAGGUCACAUGGGGGUUAGCGUUAGCAUAGCUCCAAGAAUGAGAUGUGCUCUUUUGCCCCCCUGUUUUCUCAGAAAGGCCACAUUUCUUUCUUUGUGUACACCCUGCAGGUCAGCUUUGCCCUAUACGCUCGAUCAUUAACAUUCCGGAAGGAGAAUAUUUUUCAAUUUGCUGUCCCGGGGUGGAACAAGAUAGAGGCUAUGCCGUACACUGGUAUAAGGAAAGAGGAGGAGAUUGGACCUUGAUUCAAGGAGACAACAGAACUGAGUUGAGCGGGACUUACUUGGAAUUUUGGCCAGCUGUGCUGAAUGACACUGGAAACUAUAUGUGUAAUUCCAGGUAGGUGGAAUAUGUACCAAGAGGAGUAUAUACAGAGAUGUUUGGAGGCCUUGGCCUGUUUUGCCAGGUCUUCCUUUCACGUAAAGAAGAUGUAAAAAGGUAAAGGGACCCCUGACCAUUCGGUCCAGUCGUGGCCGACUCUGGGGUUGUGGCGCUCAUCUCGCUUUAUUGGCCGAGGGAGCCGGUGUACAGCUUCCGGGUCAUGUGGCCAGCAUGACUAAGCCGCUUCUGGCAAACCAGAGCAGCGCACAGAAAUGCCGUUUACCUUCCUGCUGGAGUGGUACCUAUUUAUCUACUUGCACUUUGAUGUGCUUUCGAACUGCUAGGUUGGCAGGAGCUGGGACCGAGCAAUGGGAGCUCACCCCGUCGCGGGGAUUCAAACUGCUGACUUUCUGAUUGGCAAGUUUAACCCACAGCGCCACCCACGUCCCACAAAGAAGAUGUACAGCAGUCCAUAUUUGCAUAGGAAGCUGCCUUUCCUCUAGCUGGGUUUUCUCCCUGCUCUACCUGGAAACACCAGAGUUUGAACCUUCUCAGUGCUUUUUUUUGGUGGUACUCUGUACCAGCACCUCCCCCCUCCAAAUCUUGCAAUGACCCUUGUGGUCCCUUCCAGCUCUACGGUUCUACUAUUCCCUCUCCCACCCUCCCCACCCAGUUCCUAAGGAAAGGCUGAUUAUGUAGAAAGGCAGGCAUCAAUGCUUUUAUCCCCUUGCCCUUCCCAGCCCCGCAACAAGGCAAGGCUUUAGGGGUCCCCGGCUGUUGCACAAGCACACUGCCUUCCCACCCUUUAGCCGGAAUGGAACAGUUUUUUUUAACUGGUGCUGACAGUUCAGCAACACUGCUACUAGCUGUAUCUUGGUGUGGUUUCACAGCAGGAGUGAGACUUGCUACACUGCGAAUGUCAGUGAAAGGCAGCAACGUCAGGAGAGCCCUCACAGUAAGUUCCUUCACUUCCUUCUCAGUUAGUAAAGCACUAGCAGCUUCCCCUCUUCCGAAAGCAGGCCUUUUCCUGUUAUGCAUUCUGGAUUGGGCAACUCCUUGAAGCAAUAUCUUUCCUGAAUCGUCAAGGGGAUGACCCCGUUUGAACCUUAACGUAAGCCUGGCAAAGACAUGUGCUGAGAGCGUUGCAGAUUGCUUAUGUAGCCAGCAUCGCGGCACCUCUUUGGCAAACCAUGUGCGACAGCAGCUGCAUGAUUUCCAAUAGAAGAGCUGGCUUCUGCCACUCACAAACCACACGAGGACUCGAGCAGUAAGAAGUGCCUGGAAUGGUUGGAUCCAGUACCAGAACUAAUGCAGCACAGUUAGCUUCAGCAGGGGCCAAACAGGCCCAUGGCUGCUUCCAAGCAAAGCUAGAUGGGAAUUUCUGGUUUAGUGCUACGCUCAGUGCAAGAAGCGUCCAUCUGGAUGCCAUUCUGCAACCGGUUAUUUUAUUUAUUCAUUUAUAUACCGCUUAAUGCCAAAAUUGGGACGCAGGUGGCACUGUGGGUUAAACCACAGAGCCUAGGACUUGCCGAUCAGAAGGUCGGCGGUUCGAAUCCCUUCAACGGGGUGAGCUCCCGUUGCUCGGUCCCAGCUCCUGCCAACCUAGCAGUUUGAAAGCACAUCAAAGUGCAAGUAGAUAAAUAGGUACUGCUCUGGCAGGAAGGUAAACGGCGUUUCCGUGCGCUGCUCUGGUUUGCCAGAAGCGGCUUAGUCAUGCUGGCCACUUGACCCGGAAGCUGUACGCCAGCUCCCUCGGCCAGUAAAGCGAGAUGAGCCCCGCAACCCCAGAGUCGGCCACGACUGGACCUAAUGGUCAGGGGUCCCUUUACCUUUACUAAUGCCAAAAUAGUCUCCUGUUAGUUCCCAACCAUUUUGGGACGGCAACCCACAAACCCAAAUUUACAUGGCAUGGCGACCCAUCAGCUUAUUGUGGCAUGAAUUUUGGAUCUUGGAUCUUAUUUCUUUAUUGCUCUGAGUUUUUGUGACUGAUGCUCCCUCACCCAAAUCCAUAGUAUGGAAAGUCCAGCUAUGUCCCGUUGGUCCUGAAUGUGCAGAGCAAACAAUAUUGAUUUUGUACCACAUACACACGCUGAUGAUGUUGCUGCCUAGCAACAACACGGAACACUCUCCUGUGUGAAUGAUAUGACUUGAAAGCAAAUAGAUGUUAUUGUCUAGGGUUUCUCUCAAGGGCUUGGGUGCCAGUCCAGAGAGGCAUAAGUUUCCUUUCCAAAAUUCUUGGCCAAUGAGAGCUGUGAUGAUGGUGCAGCAGUGACCAGAACAUACUGAGGUUGAAUCAGUCUAGGGAAUCAGUCCAGGUCCAAACAUAAUCCAAAUGCAGGGUCAAUAACAAAGGGAGUUGCAGGGAGACUAAGGUGGAAUCUCUACACACUUAAAAAACCGCUCUGAAAAUGCUUUUUGUAAUAAAGCGUUCUUAAAAAUGCAUUGAAUUUUCCAUAAGGCUCACUAUCGCCAUCUGGUGUCACAUUGCAUAUUGCACUUAAAACACACUUAAAACAUUUUGUUUGCAGCUGUAUAGCUGAGUCCUAGGUCUGAGUUUAAGGAGCCAGAGCCCUGGGUUUUUUCGAGCAACUGAAGGGCUCAAACGGGAGGCAUCUUUGCCUUAUAGAAAAUGCUUUAUUUGGCCGUCUGGAGUCCCACGUCAUUUUCUCAGUGGCAUCUAUCAAUUCAGUUUUCAGAUGGCUUUUUUAAAUCUAAAAAUGACCCAGGAGCGAAAGUCAAGUUAGGUAACUGUUAUCCAGAGAUCUUGGGUUGGGGUGCUGCUUCUUGUUUUCUUCCUGCCCCCUUUACUGACACCUUGGUUCUUGUGGCUGUCACAAAUUAGGUCACAGAGACCUCACUUGAGUAUGUGAUUCUGUGCCUUGAAAUGAAGUCAGGGAGUGUUUGUGAACGUUCUUUGGAACCUGAAUGUCCAACGUGGUUUACACGGCUUCCGAUUGGCUACAGGAGCUUCCGGAAGCCAAUGGGAAGUCGUGCCUUGGUUUCCGAACAUUUUGGAAGUCGAACGGAUUUCUGGAACGGAUACCAUUUGACUUCCGAGAUACCACUGAAUUGUGAUAAUGAUGAGCUAUCACAAUCAUUGCAUUUUUAUACCACCCUUCAUCUGAAAUUACAGGACUGUUAACAACCUAAUAACUCAAAAUUACUACUACUACUAUAAGGUAAAGGGACCCCUGACCAUUAGAUCCAGUCAUGGGCGACUCUGGGGUUGCGGCGCUCAUCUCACUUUAUUGGCCGAGGGAGCUGGCGUACAGCUUCCAGGUCAUGUGGCCAGCAUGACUAAGCUGCUUCUGGAGAACCAGAGCAGCGCACGGAAACGCCAUUUACCUUCCCACCGGAGCGGUACCUAUUUAUCAACUUGCACUUUUUUGGUGUGCUUUCGAACUGCUAGGUUGGCAGGAGCAGGGACCGAGCAGCAGGAGCUCACCCCGUUGCGGGGAUUCGAACCGCCGACCUUCUGAUCGGCAAAUCCAAGCUCUGUGGUUUAACCCACAGCGCCACCCGCGUCCUACUUAUACUAUUACUAUAAAAUAACAAAUUUCCCACCCACCCCAACACCUAAUGUAUGAAUUAUUUUGUUUGUUUUGGUUCAUUGCUUUUGGUUUCCUACUUUCAAUGGCCUAAAUGCCUGAUUUAUUCAGGAACUCUGCCCAAAAAAACAUUUACAAAUGUACCACUACAUAUGCAAAUAUGCGAAUGUGGUUUUGUCCUUGUGAGAGAACUGGUCUGUGCAAAUGGCUUUUAAUGUGUCGUGGGUUCUAGGGCUGGCUCACCCACCCCAUGAGGCAUGAUGGGACGACCUAUGGAGCAGGAUCUGCAGGGGCAGCUCACCCAGCCUUCAAGGAAUACAUUUCCCACUUGCGCUGCCUGUGGCGUGCUCCUUGGAGCCCGGAUCUGCCGCCUCCUUGGUGACCUCCCCAACUGCCACCUCUACAGCAGGUUCUUGGCAAAUAGGAGGUGCUGCUGGUCUCCUCCCACCCUUGUUCCUGAUGAAGAUCUUCACUCACCCCUUUUCCACUAGCCGGGGAGGGCCGCCAUUUUGUGGUUUGCCUCAGGUGUCAAAAUAUGCCUUGGGCUGGCCUUGUUGGGUUCUCUCAUGGAAGGAAAGCGGGACAUAAAUGUAAGAAAAUAAAGAAAGCCACCUUAACACACACACACACACGCUUCUUCCUUCCUCUCAGCAAUGGAAAACACAAUCCAAAGAAAUGGUCUUUGAUUGUUCUCCAGAGAAGUAGAACAAGUUGCUUCAAUGUCAACCACGUGUCAUCUGCUAUACAUGGAAUUCUUGGAAGAACCUAUCACCUGAAAUGCAAUGAUACAUACCACAAGGCAAAUGUUGCCAAGAUAACAUGGUACAAGGUAUUUAUUAACACAGCUUUCUCUGGAAAUUGAGUUCCUUUACCUUUUAAAUAAUUAAAUAAUAAUUAAUUUUUGUCGGGGGGUGGGGCUGGAGGGCUGGAACAGAUAUGUACCCAAAAAUCCACCUAUAUCUGUAAUCAUAAAGUUGCAGCCAUUUCUAAUCCAGUUUAUUAAUCACAUCUUACACUGUUACUGGAUCUGCAACAAACAAACAAACAAACUUUGUGGUGAGUUUCCCCUCCCUUUUCCAGACUAACUACAAGGUUGUGACGAAAUAUUUAUCAUGACAAGCAGUUUAGACUCAGGGGCCAGCAAACUUUUUCUGCAGGGGGCCGGUCCACUGUCCCUCAGACCUUGUGGGGGCCGGAGUAUAUUUUUUGGGGGGGAAAUGAACAAAUUCCUAUGCCCCACAAAUAACCCAGAGAUGCAUUUUAAAUAAAAGGAAACAUUCUACUCAUGUAAAAACACGCUGAUUCCCGGACCGUCCGCAGGCCAGAUUUAGAAGGCGAUUGGGCCGGAUCCAGCCCCCAGGCCUUAGUUUGCCUACCCAUGGUUUCUUUAGAGCAAGACAAUGAAGGCAGAAUGGAAGGGGAGGGUUGGCUCACCACAUUGUUUGCGUACUUGUUCAUGUACUGUAUUUUGAAGUUUUAUGCUGCUUCUAAGACACCUUUUGGAACAUCUCCACUUUAAACAGGACUGCAGGAAGCUCCCUCAAACAAAGGAGGAGUGGUCUAUCGAUGAGCUAACAGCGGGAGAUUCUGGAAACUUCACAUGCGUGAAGUCAUUUGUUCAUGCAGGAAAGAGAUACAAUGCUACCAAAACAAUAGGACUAACAGUGGAAGAAGGUGAGAGGCGGAGCAAAAAAUAGGACGAUAGUUUGCUUUGCAUUAAACCCUUUAAAUCUCAACUUACCCAGGAGCCCCUAUACAUACUAGCAGGUGUCAAUUUUAUGCCCAUUUGUGGCACGUGGCUGUGCGCUGAAUCUUUUAAGUGCUUAGCAAUGCUGCUGUUUACUCAGUAUUUGAUUUUUAGGGUCUCCCAUGUGUUAAAAAAGCAAGGGAGCUGGGGCUUGCGGCUAUAGUGGAGGCCAUUUUGUGUGGAUAAUACAUGGCAGGGGCCUACAGUCUGCCUAACUUUUGGUUUCUGGAGACCCUCUGCCUCCUCUCUGUAGGCUCAGCUGCCAUCAACACUCUUUAGCAACACGCGGCUAAUAAAGAAUGAGCAAUAAUCAAUAAUAAUGUAGUGUUUCACAAUAGCAAAUAGUACGUACGUGAUGUUUCAAAGUACAUUAAAUCAAAAUAAUAAUCGUAACCACUCACUAUAACAGAACAUCACGAUUAAGGUCAGAUGCCUUUAAACAAGUGCAUAGCAAUUAAGGCCACAUAGGUACAUCAAAAAAUAGUGGACGACAGAAGUGCCUGGCGUGCUCUGGUCCAUGGGGUCACGAAGAGUCGGACACGACUAAACGACUAAACAACAACAACAGGUAUAUCAAAUAACAAAGGAUCAGCAGCCUUUACAUGUACCAGUGUCUGCUGAUCCUUUGUUAUUUGAUGUACCUGUAGGUAGACAUUUUAAUCGCUGAUGAAGAUUCAUCUUCAAAACAGUGUGUAUAUCCGGAAAAACUGUUCUUCUGUUUUCUGCUGGAGCACCUGUCAACGCUUUUUUACAGGACAUUGAUUGACUGUUUAAAGGCAUCUGACCUUAAUCACAAUGUUCUGUUAUAUUGACUGGUUAUGCUUACUGUUUUGAUUUAACAUACAGUGGUACCUCGGGUUGAGAACUUAAUUCGUUCCAGACGUCCGUUCUUAACCUGAAACCGUUCUUAACCUGAGGUACCACUUUAGCCUCUCACUGCCACCGGUGCGUGAUUUCUGUUCUCAUCCUGAGGUAAAGUUCUUAACCCGAGGUACUAUUUCCAGGUUAGCGGAGUUUGUAACCCGAAAUGUUUGUAACCUGAGGUACUAUUUGUAUGUACUAUUUGUUAUUGUGAAACACUACAUUAUUAUUGAUUAUUGCUCAUUCUUUAUUAGCUGCGUGUUGCUUCUGGCUGGUCUAGUUUUGCCGUUCUGCAACACAGGGGAUUUGCUUUGUUGCAUCAACACUCUGUAAGCUGACAGGUUCCUGUCAGGCACUUUUUGUCAGCCCUGGAUUUAUGUGAAUGAUGAUGAUGAUGAUGAUGAUGAUCACAAUAAUAAUAAUAAUACUUUCAAAUCAUAUAACAACAAUUAUAACAACAACAUUAUUUCACCCAAUUUCAAAUAUGUCAACAUUAGACUGAACUGUUAGGGGAAAGGAUGGCUUAAGUAACGUGCUGUUUUGCAUCCCCAAGGUCUUGAGGAAAUCACAAAGCCUGGGCUAAUUGGAUCCGAAAGUUAUACCAUCCUAACGGAAAUAGGUACCUCUUCCUUUCUCUAAAAUGAGAGAAUGUUUUGUAAGGCUAGUUGUGUAAGUGUGUGUGGUUGUAUGGGCUGGUUGUGUGGCAUGCAAGUGAAGACAGCAGGCAUUGCCACAUUUGUCCCAAAAUGUGUAGAUGGGUAAGACAUUACAUCCUGAGAUACACUGUGGGGACAGAGUAGACGUAUUUCAUGAACCAUGUGGACUGCCUAUUGCAGAUUAUGCAUGCAUGCAUGUAUUACAGAUAGAAUUUUUUUACAAAAUAAAUUUAAAGUGACUUAUGUUGAUUUGAAACACAGAACUGCCAUAACCUAAACAAACCAUUAUUAUUUAUUUACAAUUCAUUCAUCAUUUUGGUUGGCCCUGUAGAGUGCAAGUUUUCAUAGCUGUUAUCUGCACAAGAAACUUAUGGGAGACAUUUUAACUGCAUAUUUAACCAAACCAUGCAUAUCACUUCCAUCUCUGUGGAAGAUGGCAACCUACGGCAGUUUCCUGAUGAGGCAGUAUCCUUCUGAAAUCUUGGAAAAAACUUGAGCAAACACCCUUAAAAACUUAAUAGAGGACUACAAAAUAAUGGGAGUUGGAAGCAAAGCAACUGCUCCCAGGCCUUUGGGAAAGGGUGAGGAUUUUAAUGGAGCCAUUCGGCUGGUAUUGUUUAUUGUCUGUUUUGAUGCAGCCGGAGGACUCUUUACUUUUAAGGUGUGGGUUGUUAGUUAUAUUCAGAGUAGACCCAUUAAAUUCAGUGGACAUGACAAACUUAAGUCCACUAAUUUCAAUGGGUCUGCUGUGAGCACAAUGUGGUUGAACUUAAACCACUGUCAUCGAGGAAACGCUGCUCUGAGUAUGACUUAGCUAGAUACCACCCAGUGGGGUUUUAGUUGUAUAGUUUUAGGAAUGUUUGUAUUCCUGCCGUGGGCCUAGAUAGUGGAAGGUGGGCUAGAAAUUUCACAAAUAAAUAAAAACAAAUUAGGCAAUCAUUUCCGCUUUAAUAACAAUUGGGUGUAUUUAUUAAAGGCCCCCUAAAUUAUUAAUUUUGAAACAUGUUCUGCUUAGGUAAAAAGGAAAUCCUCAACUGCACAGCUUUUUUAGGUUACUCUAACAAUGUAGUUGGAGACUUUCUGCUUUAUUGGUCACAUCAAGAUGACAUGAUAGGUCGCUGUGAGGACAACAACUUGCCAUGUGAAAUGGAAUACCAUUAGUAAGUAAUGUUGGUAGGAAAAUACUGUGUAUCAAUGUUUAUAUAGUGCAAUCCUUGGCAUUUUGGUAUGUUGUGAUUUCCUGUGCUCUCUGCCUUGCACUCUUACCUAACCAGCUAAAAUUAAAUAUAACCAUAGGGCUUCUUUGUAAGACAGACACAAACUGGUGUUUAAUAGCCAGCCGUGUCCAUGGCAGGAUCUAGAAUCAGUUUAGAUUGAAAGCAGGAUGUUUACAUGGAUUGUUCCAGAUUAACGAAAAACUACAUUUUUGGUGCUACAAAUGGGUUAGUGUGUAGCUAGCCUGAGCCUAUGGGACGCGGGUGGCGCUGUGGGUUAAACCACAGAGCCUAGGACUUGCCGACGGGGUGAGCUCCUGUUGCUUGGUCCCUGCUCCUGCCAAUCUAGCGGUUCAAAAGCAUGUCAAAGUGUAAGUAGAUAAAUAGGUACUGCUCCGGCAGGAAGGUAAACAGCGUUUCUGUGCGCUGCUCUGGUUCGCCUGAAGCGGCUUAGUCAUGCUGGCAACAUGACCCGGAAGCUGUAUGCCGGCUCCCUCGACCAAUAAAGCGAGAUGAGCGCCGCAACCCCAGAGUCGGUCACGACUGGACCUAAUGGUCAGGGGUCCCUUUACCUUUACCUUUAGCCUGAGCCUGGAUUCAACCAAGUGUCUAGAGGAUUGGGAAGGUGUACAAUACAACAAAAUUAUCGCUUUCCAUUUUGUGCUCUUCUCUGCAACUAUCUGCCUAUUUGUGUUUGCAUUCCUCUCACUGUCUCUUCCACCUUUCUUUAAUGUUCAUAUUGUCUGCGUUAUCUGUGAACUGGUUAUAGAUUCCCCCCUGUCUUUAGAUUGGAUAAGGUACACUUCUUCUUUUCCCUUUUUCUUCCUAUUCUUCUUUCAAUAAAUUUAUACACUGCUUGAUUAUGAAAACAAACAAAAAAACCUCAAAGUGGUUUACAAAAGGAUAAAAUAAAAUAAAAAUGAACAGCAACAAUACUGAAAAGGAUUUUUAAAAAAUCAAUAUUAUAGCAUUGUGGCAGCGGUAUCUAAUGUUUCCCGUCCGAUGUUAUCGGACUACAACUCCAUCAGUCCUGGGCCAGCAUGGCCAAUGAUAAGGAAUGAUGGGAGUUGUAGUCAAACCACAUCUUGAGGAUACCGUAUUAGCUAUCCCUGCAUGGUGUUACUUCACUAGACCUCUCUCACUUCAGCUUGGCAUUUGCUGGCUUGUGAUGUUGCCCGACCAUAAGACACACCUAGUUUUAGAGGAGGAGAACAAGAAAAAAAAUAUUCUCUCCCUCUCUGCACAGAGCCCCUUCAGCGAAGCGGCAGGAGAAACAGAGCCCCUUCCGUUUCUCCUCCCACUUCGCUGAAGGGGCGCUGCGCAGCUCUCCCUCUCUGUGGCAGCGCCCCUUCAGCGAAGUGGCAGGAGAAGUGGAGCACCUUCCAUUUCUCCUCCCGCUUCGCUGAAGGGGUGCUACACAGAGAGGGAAAGCUGCGCAGCGCCUCUCCAGCGAAGCGAAGCCAGGUGAACAAGAGGGAUCGGUGUGCACCGACCCCUCUUGCUCUCCUGGCUUCAGCGAAAGCAACACGAAGCCUCCGGAGCGCAGCAGGAGCUCCCCUUACUUUUUAGGAGGGGGAAAGUGCGUCUUAUAGAGCAAAAAAAUACGGUGUUUUUGUUUUACUUUGGACUUUGUAUGUCAUAUUCUGUAUUUACAUUUUGCCUGGAAAUGGCAAUACUGUGGCAAACACCCCAUACAUUUAAAGCACAUAUAAAUCAAACAUUCACCCUGCAAAGAAUCCUGGGAACUGUAGUUUACUCCCUUACAGAGCUGCAAUUCCCAGUACCAUUAACAAUUCCCAGGAUUCUCGCUUUAAAUGUAUAGUGCGUAAGCAGUCCAAAACAGGUGGUAUAAAAAAAUAUAUAUAUCCAUAAAUACAUGUUCAUGCUAAAUGAAAGAUCAUAAAAUGGGUUUAUAAAGUAGUGCCUUUCAAAGAUUGUGUGAACUAUGAUAGGAUCAUCCCUGUUAAUGACAGAACUUCCCCCAUAAACAGUGACUGAAGGAAACAUGGAAAUGCCACACUAAAUAUCUAGGGUUGUAGCCAACAUUAAUCAUACUGAGAGCGGGCCCUUUGAAAUUAAUGGACCCAAGUUAAUCAGGUCCAUUUGUUUCAAUCUGUCUACUUUGAGCAUUACUAAUAUUGGGCACAGCCUCUAGUUUGGAAGUACCCAAUGAAGCUGCAAUGGGAACAUUUAUUUAGUUGGAGAGGGUGGUUUAUUUCUCAAAUUACUGUAGCACAGUCACAAAGGGCUCUUCUUCUGUUAUGGAUUCUUGAUCUGAGAUUCCUGCAUUCCAGGGGGUGGACUACAAUUCUAUUAUUCUAAGACUUUCUUCAGUGAUCUGCCGUUGAAGAUUUGUAUCCUGAAAUUAGAUUACAAGAAUCAAGCUGACCGAUGAAAGACGUCUCACAUUUUUUUCUUUUCUUCUAACAGUCAAGAAGAAGGGAAAAACUAUUCUUUGAAGCAGUUGUGGAUCAAGAGUGUUAAAGAGGCGGACAUCAAUUUUUCAUACACCUGCAAUUUUGUGGCAGCUGGUUACCCUGAGAAACAAAUAGUUACACUGCAGAAAGGUACUGUAUGGUUUUCUUCUAAUGCCCGGCACCCACAAAGAAUAUUAACUGGGGCCCGUCUGUGGACCAGAUACAAUGGAAGUGCAAAGCACUUAUGCAAGGAAAAUCAGAGCUUUUGUGUGGAAGCCUAAGAAGUAGUCCUCUGGGGGCUUCAAAUUGUUGAUAGUACAACAAUUUGUGCAGUACUGCAGUACUUAGUAUUUCUGUUUCAAUUGAGUGCUCCCUUCUUUUAGAAUUAGUUUUACCUUAUUUGAAAGGAAGUGGGAAAUAGCAACGGCAAGGGUAGCUCAGUCAGUAGAGCAUGAGACUCUUAAUCGCAGGGUUGUGGGUUCAAGCACCAUGCUGGGCAAAAAAAUCCCUGCCUUGCAGUGGGUUGGACUGGAUGACCUUUGUGAUCCCUUCCAGCUGUUCAAUUCUAUGAUUCUAUGUUUCUGCCCGCGGCUGUCUCUCUUAGCUGACAAAAUUGGUGAUAGUUCCCUAAUUGGAUCUAGCAUCCUGGUGUUGGUGUGAUCCAGGAAAAAGACUAGUGCCGGAUCUCACAGCACAGGUCAACAUUUGUAGUGGCAAAUACAUACAGGGCUGCUAGUUUUUCUUGGCAAUCUUGGUCUGAGAUUGUAAUAGACAUGCUUUCCCCCCAGCUGGACAUUUUGACUCAUGCAGUCUUGCUGUGGAGACAGCUUGUCAGGAAGAAUUGGUGGGGAGGGGGGAAAGUGUUAAGCACCCACCAGUUCUCUCUUUCAAAUGCUCAUGCUCCUCCUCACAAUCACAUUAUCUCAACAAACAUGGGGUUUUUUUUUGGGAGGGGCGCUUUGGUUGCCUCUUGGAUGUUGACUGUAAAUGAACAAGAACAAAUGGAUUUCAUGGGGCUCAGUUUGUUUGAGAGCAAACGAAGCAUGAGCUCACAAAUUGAGGAUAGAUAAUAUCAUCAUCAUACUGUAAUAAUAAUAAUAAUAAUAAUAAUAAUAAUAAUAAUAAUAAUACUAUUUAUACCCCACCUAUCUGGCUGGGUUUCCCCAGCUACUCCAAUCGGCUCCCAACAGAAGAUUAAAAACACAACAAAAGAUCAAACAUUUAAAACUUCCCUAAACAGGGCUUGGAUCAUAGGAUCCUGCUUACACCUUGGGGCAGAAACAAGAGGCACGACAACAUUUGUUAUCCCUUUUUCUUCCUAAAAACAUACUGGGCAAACACUUAAUAGCAGAGUGUUCCAGCAUCAGUAUAGACCAGGGGCUCCCAAUGUGGUGCCCUGUAGAUGUUGUUGAACUCCAGUUCCCAUCAGCCUCAGCCAUGGGGAUUAUGGGAACUGUAGUGAGGCAACACUGUGGCGGGAGGGGUAUGUUGGCUACCCUUGAGAUAGACUUAUUGCAGUUUUUCUUGAGAAGAGUACUUACUUGGAGGGCUCUGUCUCAAUCGUGUGUUGCCUCCUUUUGUUUUCCAGAAACGAAUCGAGACUUACCCUUGCGGGUCUUUACCCCUGGAAUUAUCGCAGUGAUCUUGCUUUCCCUUGUUUCUGUUCUUGCGGUCGUUCUGUCUGUGAUAUUCAAAGUUGAUCUUGUUUUAUUGUACAGAGAUGUCACAGGGAAGGAUGAAACGAUUGGAGGUAAAACAUAGCAAUGUUUGGUUUAGGGUGGGGUGGGUGGAGAGCUGUUUUGCCUGAGCAAAAAUGAAUUUUGUAGGUCGUGGUUGGGGAGGCAGACAGGGUUGUAUUUGCUUUUUAAGCUUUUCUAUUGCAGCAUUCCUUGGUUUGCAAAGGGAAGGACCUUUCAGUUUAUUAGGCUGCAUGGAAUGAAGGAUAAGUGGCUACCUUCAAGAAAUGCAGGAGGUGCACAGUCAGUUCCAGUAAUUGCACAAGGAAUGUCUUUUUAAAAGUAGACAGAACACAUAAAUAUUUCACGGGUGAAUUAAUUUUUUUCAGAUGGAAAAAUAUAUGAUGCAUUUGUGUCUUACUUGAAAGACUGUGUACCCAUAUGUGAUGAAGAGAGAAAAUUUGCACUGAACAUAUUGCCCACAAUAUUAGAAAAACAUUUUGGAUACAAACUGUGUAUCUUUGAACGGGAUAUCUCUCCUGGAGGAGGUAGGUGGAUGUGCUGUUACUGUCUUACUGAGUAAUUUUUGACAAUAAUAAUAAUAAUAAUAAUAAUAAUAAUAAUAAAUUUACAUGCCGUCCAACUGACUGGGUUGCCCCAGCCACUCUGGGCAGCUUCCAACAAAUUAAAACAUCAAACAACAAACAUUAAAAACUUCCCGAUACAGGGCUGCCUUCAGAUGUCUUCUAAGUCAGAUAAUUGUUCAUUUCCUUGACAUCUGAUGGGAGGGCGUUCCACAGAGCGGGUGCCACUGGUUCCCUGUAACUUCGCUUCUUGCAAUGAGGGAACCAUCAGAAGGCCCUUGGAGCUGGAUCUCAGUGUCCGGGCGGAACGAUGAGGGUGCAGAUGCUCCUUUAGGUAUACAGGGCCAAAGCUAUUUAGGGCUUUAAAGGACAGCACCAAUAACCCCUUUUCAUGGGUGUUAACCCUGAUUCUUUUUUGAAAAAUUUAAAUGCAUACCAAAAUGAGGGAUGUUUUGUAGCAGAAUUUAGCCAUGCAAGGUGUACUUGAGCAGUUAGGAGUUAUGUUAGAAGACAUCUGUUAAUCUAUUUAUAAGUCAAAUCUAGUUGCUCAUAAUUUUCAGAUUUGUAAUGAACUCUGACUUGGAUCCAACUGACUUCAGUAUUUUCACAAUUCAAACCAACGUCAAGUUAAUUUAUAUUUUUUCUACCUUAUGGGCUGCAUAAGCAGCCAAACUCAUCUUUGUGCAUGCUGAGUUGUUUGGAAACAAACAGAUUGCGUAUACAAAGGAAUAAGAACAAAACCAUUUGCCCUGCACGGGUGUGGGAUGACUUAAUAUUGUCCCCUUUACUCAUGUUUUGCCAAGGGAACCAAUCAUUUUAGAAGUCUGGACCCGAACUAUUUCUUGCUGGAAGAAAUAGCCUUAUCAGCUUAUAUGUUUUCAACUAUCUCCUAUUGGGCUUUGAUUCACAUUACUUCCCCCAUCGUCCUUGAGGUCCAGAGAGAACGUUGGGCAUAUGAAACCGCAUUAUACUGAGCUGGACCACCCAGUAUUAUCAAUUUUGACAGACAGGAGUCCCCUGCUACAUUAGAUCUGACAGAUAUAUUAAAAUUUUGGAGGAGAGAAAUGCCUUUUUUCCCCGCUGCAUUAUUCUAAGGCGCUUUUCAGAUUGAGGAAAAGUGGACGCUUAGCCCUUUUACCGGGUGGCUGGCCUUGGCCGCCUGGGCAGCUGGCUCAAGCUCCCGCCCGCUGCUUCAAUUCAUAUUGGCCAAUGGGUGUCCUCCUCUUGGAGGGGGGGCAGUGCCUCGCUGGCUGAAAGGGCAUUACAAACGUUUGUUAUCGGGGGAAAAUGUAAUAUCUUGUCCUUCUGUAAUGGAAGGGGGAGGGAAGCCUACCAGAGAAGGGCGAGUCCUUGGCCUUGUUACCCUUAAGCGUGACACAGAUGUUUGUUUUGCUGGAGAGCGGUGCUGGUGGUUUAUUCAUCUGUGCCAAACAAGAAUCUGUGACCAUAGUAGGUGACGGUUUUAUCGUUUGGUUAACAAGUGGUGUUGAUUUAAAGGAAGAAUGAGUUGCUUCUGAUAAUAUCGCAGACCAGGUAUGAAGUUCUGCCGCUUACAUGCCCACAUGCCUUCCUGCCUUCGUAGAAGUCGUUUCCUCACAGUUUCUCAGAGACCUCAGAACAUCACAUUAGAGUUGUGCAGAGUUCAUGAAGGGCAAAAGAAAAUGGCUGGUGUCCUUUAAAGUAUUUGCAAACUGCCUUUUUCUUCUUUGACUCCAGGACUCUGUCAUGAUGCUGAAAAUAGACUUCUUAGUUGAAAAUGGACUUCUGACUUUAAAUUCUUAAUUCUAAGUGUGGGAUGGGGAAGAGGAGGCUGAAAUUGCUUGGUUGUGAGUGAAAGGCAUUCUGAACAUGCCCAGAAUCACUCACUAUUGCCGUUUACUGGAAUUUUUGCUUAAGAAUUCUUUGUCAUGAACUCGCUGACUAAUUGUGGGCUAGUCACUUAUUAUUGUGCCUCACAGUGUUCUCCAGCUGUGAAAUGUGAUACGACCCAUAGUUAUAUAGUUAUAUUGUUACACACACAAAAAAUAUAUACAUAAUCUGUAUUCUAAAAUUAGAAAUAAUUCACUUUAAACUUUUCCAUCCUGCUUUGUGGCAGAAGAGACCGCAUUAGCACAUUUCCACAGGCCUCUCAUGUUUGUAAUUCAUGUAAUGUAUUAGUAGACCAAUGCUAUUUCAGAUGUUUCCAUUAUAACUGCUCCCUCUUCUGCCUGCAGCUGCUGUUGAUGAUGUCCAGUCAUAUAUUGACAGAAGUAGAAGAUUAAUCAUUAUACUGAGUAAGAACUACAUCUCUGACAAAGUCAUGUUUGAGCUUGAAACCGGGCUUCACAAGGCCUUGGUUGAAAAGAACAUUAAAGUGAUACUAAUAGAAUAUAUGCCUAUACGUGACUUUGAUUUCUUGCCCAAGUCUUUGAAACUUCUUUCACCAAGCCACGUGGUGAAAUGGAAAGAAGAGAAGUCACUCGCUUUAAAUUCCAGGUUUUGGAAGAAGCUCCGCUAUGCGAUGCCUGCUAAGCCCUCCUCAGUGAAGGAACCGGAUAUUUUGUAA